Juglans regia (Persian walnut) is the source of this 1575-nucleotide messenger RNA. RefSeq names its product putative pectinesterase 63. The record is from RefSeq and is a predicted model, not a curated record. Bases 129 to 1238 code for a protein of 369 amino acids. NCBI's taxonomy places the organism in Eukaryota, Viridiplantae, Streptophyta, Magnoliopsida, Fagales, Juglandaceae. Gene Ontology annotation, molecular function: pectinesterase activity. Gene Ontology annotation, biological process: cell wall modification. The transcript has 4 exons.
ACAAGUCUGACGUACAUUGUUUCCGGUUCCCUGUCUGUCCCUGCUGCGGCUUAAUUAUAAAUACGCCCUAGGCCUAUCUAUACAUUCAUCCAAAAACCAGUAAUAUUCAAACACCGAAAUACACCAAUAUGGUCGGUAAAAGGACAUCAUGCGUCGCCGUCCAUGCGGCUCUAAUGACAGUUCUUCUCAUUGCUAUAUCUGUCGUCUCGGAUGAUGCAGCGCCAAUACCUGCCGACAACGCCCAACUAAAUACCUGGUUCGACAACAAUGUCAAGCCGUACACGCAAAGCAAGGGUACUCUAGAUCCCGCACUGGUGAAGGCUGAAGAGGGUGUUAAAGUUAUUAAGGUCAGGAGGAAGGGAGGAGCAAAUUUCAAGACCAUCACCGAUGCCAUUAACAGCAUUCCGGCCGGGAAUACCAGACGUGUCAUUAUUUAUAUUGGACAUGGAGUCUACAAAGAGAAAAUUACAAUUGAUCCGUCUAAGCCGUUUGUUACUUUAUAUGGUGCACCCAACUCAAUGCCAACUUUGACUUAUGACGGUACUGCAGCGCAGUAUGGAACCGUAGAUAGUGCCACCUUGAUCGUGCAAUCCGAUUACUUUGUUGCCGCAAAUAUUAUCAUUGCGAAUUCUUCGCCAAGGCCUGAUGGGAGACGAAAGGGAGCUCAGGCAUCUGCUCUGAGGAUUUCUGGGGACAAGGCGGCCUUCCAUAACUGCAAAAUAAAAGGAUUUCAGGACACCAUCUGUGACGACAGGGGAAAGCAUUUCUUUAAGGACUGCUACAUUGAAGGCACAGUUGAUUUCAUUUUUGGAAGUGGCACAUCACUUUACAUGAACACUACACUAAACGUACUUGGGGAUGGUGGUUUCACGGUGAUCGCAGCACAAGCAAGGGAAUAUGAUGACGAAACUGGAUACUCGUUUGUACACUGCAGCGUAAUUGGCACUGGAAUCGGAACAUAUUUGGGAAGAGCAUGGAUGAACAAGCCCAGAGUGAUUUACGCCUACACCAUCAUGAGCGGCGUUGUCAGUCCCGUUGGAUGGAGCGACAACUUCCACAAAGAACGUGACGGCACCGUUUUCUAUGGAGAAUACAAGAACUCCGGACCGGGUGCAAGUGUUUCUGGCCGAGCCGAGUAUACCAAGCAAUUGAAUGAAGCUGAAGCCCAACCCUUCAUCAGCCUUGGCUUUAUUCAGGGUUCCUCAUGGUUGGUUCCUCCUCCAAAGUCACUCAGGUGAAUAUUUCUAUAAUGGAAUAGGAGUAACGAACUUUUGCUCGAAGUGAAAGUUGCGAAUCGAUCUCUAGAAGCUAGCUAGACUCAAACAAAUGCAAAUGGAAAUUCCAAUCACAUCCCUCGUCGGUGUCACAGCAUGCAGUACUGCACAUUUUGUACAUAGAAUCAGGCCUUAGAGUACUGUUGAUUUACAAGAAAGAUGUAUUAUAAAUUUUAAAUUUGAAGGAUGGUUGUAAGUGUCGUAUUAUUAUGGUCAAAACUAAAUUACUUUUUAUUGAACAAGAAAAUGCCAACAAUUAUUUUUAUAAAAAAUGAUUAAAAAUACAAUUAGUUUACAACUA